Molecule: messenger RNA, 1707 nt
Organism: Neoarthrinium moseri
Lineage: Eukaryota; Fungi; Ascomycota; Sordariomycetes; Amphisphaeriales; Apiosporaceae
Exons: 3
Coding region: 1-1707 (568 amino acids)
Molecular function (GO): oxidoreductase activity; copper ion binding
Source: RefSeq, a predicted model, not a curated record
AUGCUUACUUUAUUCCUUAGAGCGUCGCUCUUUGGGCUUUCAGUUGGCUUUCCAUCUCUGCCAAGCCCGCAUCUAUUUCCUCGCGCCAGCUGUUCAGGAAAUACUGCAGAUACACGAUCAGAAUGGUGCGACUAUUCUAUAGACACCGACUACACUACUACAGCGCCAGAUACUGGGGUCACCCGUGAAUACUGGUUUGAGCUCACGGAGACUACUGCCUCUCCAGAUGGUGUAGAGCGCUAUGUUCAAGCCAUAAACGGCAGCAUACCAGGCCCCACAAUCUUUGCAGACUGGGGGGAUACAGUGGUUGUUCAUGUGACAAACUCUAUUACCUCUUCAAACAACGGCACAAGUAUUCAUUUCCACGGGAUUCGCCAGAACUAUACCAAUCAAAACGAUGGUGUGUCUUCAAUUACACAGUGUCCUACUGCGCCCGGCUCAACGAUUACGUAUACAUGGCGGGCUCUUCAGUAUGGCUCGACGUGGUAUCACUCUCACUGGGCAUUGCAGGCCUGGGAGGGAGUAUUUGGGGGCAUUGUUAUUAAUGGCCCUGCUACUUCUAAUUACGAUGAAGAUCUAGGAAUCCUCUUCCUAAACGAUUGGGACCAUUCGACAGUCGAUCAGCUAUAUACGACUGCAGAGACCAGCGGACCCCCAACUUUAGACAACGGUCUCAUCAACGGCACCAAUGUUUACGGCGAUGAUGAGGAUGCGAGCCAGACUGGAUCGCGCUUUACCGUGUCUGUUACCGAGGAGACAUCAUACAGAAUCAGGAUCGUAAAUGCGGCGAUCGAUUCACAUUUCAAAUUCAUGAUCGACAACCACACUCUUACCGUUAUUGCCAUGGAUCUGGUGCCAAUCACCCCCUUUACAACUGACAUCCUAAGUAUUGCAAUGGGCCAACGAUACGACGUAAUUGUUACCGCAAAUCAAGCAUCCGUUGCCGACAGCUUUUGGAUGCGAGCUAUUCCCCAGUCGGCAUGCAGCGAAAACGACAGCCAGGACAAUAUAAAGGGAAUUGUGUACUACGGGGAUUCUACUACAACACCCACUACAUCAAGGCCGGACGGUUACUCAGAAGAUUGCGAAGAUAUGGACGUCUCAAACCUAGUUCCAUAUAUUUCUCAGACUGUAACCUCAGCAUCAAGCGAAGGAGUCGAAAGUGCAACCGUUGGUUUCAACGAUAAUAAUUUUUUCAAAUGGUACCUCAAUUCAACAACCAUGUUGGUAGAGUGGUCAGAUCCUACACUCCUCCAGAUAUACGACAACGUUACGAGUUUCGAUACAUCGGAUGCUGUGAUUGAGCUCCCAGAUGCCAACGAGUGGGUAUACAUCGUCAUUCAAACCACUUUCGCAGUACCGCACCCUAUUCACCUACACGGUCAUGACUUCCUCAUCAUAGCUCAAGGGUCAGGAACCUAUAGCAGCGACGUCACUCUGAACCUGGACAACCCACCACGAAGAGAUACAGCCAUGCUUCCCGCUAGUGGAUACCUCGCAAUUGCAUUCCAGACUGACAAUCCUGGAGCUUGGUUGAUGCACUGUCACAUUGGCUGGCACACAAGUGAGGGUUUUGCACUGCAAUUCGUAGAAAGGCAAGACGAGAUCAAUGCUCUUAUUGAUUAUGAUAGUUUGUCGGAUAACUGCAAUGCAUGGGAGACCUAUGAGGGCACGAGUUCGAUUGAGCAGGAUGACUCAGGUGUUUAG